AGAUGGAUAAAUGAGCGAGGCCGCCGGGUCUCGGAGCGUGCCGAGCCCAACUUCUGAGCGGGGAUGGAAGGGAUGCUGAGGCGGCGUGCAGACAGGACGGGGAAGGGCUGCCAAGGAGCAGGGCGAGCCAGAACGGCAGGACGAGGGGAAAAGAGAAAGGUGGUGGGAAGGAAGAAAGGAGAAGAUAGGGAAAGAUCGGUUUAAAUCCCAGUGAUUUCUUUUUGUUCCUGGAUGUAGCCGCCCGCCCUGGCCGAGGUGCUGGGUGUGGGUUCGCGGUGCUGGAGGAACAGCUCGUGUUCCUGUCCAGAAGGGAUCCCUCUGCCCUGUCCCGCCUGACGGGCAGCCAGCAGGGACACACACACGGGAGCUCCGCGAUGGAGCCCUGAAGUUCAUCCCCUGCUGUCCCCCCUGCAUCUCCCCCUGGCACAUUAGCAUGCAGGGUAGGCUCUGCCGUGUAUUUAUUUAACGGCUCCGUUUGCUGUGCCAGCGCACAGCGCCCUUGGCUCGGCUCUGCCUCCCCAGCCCCGGGUCCGUGCCCGGCUGGGCUGGGCUGGGCAGCGCGGGCACAGCGAGCGCUGCCAGGGGAGGGGGCAGCGCCUGCCAGCUGGGGAGAGGCAGCGAGAGCCUCGGCAGCGAUGAGGGAGAAGCUGUUUAGUCAUCUCUCUAUAUAUACUUUCACAAUGAUGAGCACAUUUACUGAUUGCUGCUGACUGCGUUCGGAGAGGGAGGAAGAGCAGGCGGCACCGCUCACCUUCCAUCCCCAGGAGUGCCUGCUCCCCUUCUCCCGCUCCCCACAGCCGGCCCCGCUCUGGGCGCACAGUGUCCUUCCCUCCAGAUGGAACUGGUGUGACCCGCAGCAGCGCCCAGCAGCCUCCCCAGCCCCGCCUGCACUAACGCGCCCGGGCUCACCAUGGCAGCAGGGGUGGCAGCCUGGCUGCCCUUCGCCAGGGCAGCCGCCAUAGGAUGGAUGCCAGUGGCCAACUGCCCCAUGCCGCUGGCGCCCACGGAGAAGAACAAGAGGCAGGAUGAGCUCAUCAUCCUCAACGUGAGCGGCAGGCGCUUCCAGACCUGGAGGACUACACUGGAGAGGUACCCGGACACUCUCCUGGGCAGCACGGAGAAGGAGUUCUUCUUCAACGAAGACACCAAGGAGUACUUCUUUGACCGGGACCCCGAGGUCUUCAGGUGCAUCCUCAAUUUUUACAGAACUGGCAAGCUGCACUACCCCCGGUACGAGUGCAUCUCUGCCUACGACGAAGAGCUGGCCUUCUACGGGAUCCUGCCCGAGAUCAUCGGGGACUGCUGCUAUGAAGAGUACAAGGACAGGAAGCGGGAGAACGCCGAGCGCCUGAUGGACGACAACGACUCGGAGAACAACCAGGAGGGCUCCAUGCCCUCGCUGAGCUUCCGGCAGACCAUGUGGCGCGCCUUCGAGAACCCCCACACCAGCACCUUAGCCUUAGUCUUUUACUACGUCACCGGGUUCUUCAUCGCCGUCUCGGUGAUCACCAACGUGGUGGAGACCGUGCCCUGCGGCUCCGUGCCGGGGAGCAAGGAGCUGCCCUGCGGGGAGCGCUACGCCGUGGCCUUCUUCUGCCUGGACACGGCGUGCGUGAUGAUCUUCACCGUCGAGUACCUGCUGCGGCUGUUCGCGGCGCCCAGCCGCUACCGCUUCAUCCGCAGCGUCAUGAGCAUCAUCGACGUGGUGGCCAUCAUGCCCUACUACAUCGGCCUGGUCAUGACCAACAACGAGGACGUCAGCGGGGCCUUCGUCACGCUGAGGGUUUUCAGGGUUUUCAGGAUUUUCAAGUUCUCCCGCCAUUCCCAAGGCCUGAGAAUCUUGGGCUACACUUUGAAGAGCUGUGCCUCCGAGCUUGGCUUUCUCCUCUUUUCCCUCACUAUGGCAAUCAUCAUCUUUGCAACUGUGAUGUUUUAUGCGGAGAAAGGGUCCUCGGCGAGCAAAUUCACCAGUAUUCCUGCUUCCUUUUGGUACACUAUUGUAACCAUGACAACGCUGGGCUACGGGGACAUGGUGCCCAAGACCAUCGCGGGGAAGAUCUUUGGCUCCAUCUGCUCGCUCAGCGGGGUGCUGGUGAUCGCCCUGCCCGUGCCCGUCAUCGUCUCCAACUUCAGCCGCAUCUACCACCAGAACCAGCGCGCCGACAAGCGCCG
Messenger RNA from Zonotrichia albicollis (white-throated sparrow), 2172 nucleotides. NCBI's taxonomy places the organism in Eukaryota, Metazoa, Chordata, Aves, Passeriformes, Passerellidae. The record is from RefSeq and is a predicted model, not a curated record.